This is a messenger RNA of Rubroshorea leprosula, 1642 nucleotides long. The record is from the annotation of a GenBank genome assembly. NCBI's taxonomy places the organism in Eukaryota, Viridiplantae, Streptophyta, Magnoliopsida, Malvales, Dipterocarpaceae.
CAGGGAGUGAACCAAGACAGAAAAAAAUCAAGAAAAACAGUUAAUACAUAUAUUUAGUUCAAACCCAAUGGAGAAAACAUCAAGAAAUAACAACAGAGCAAGGGGCUCAUUGACAGCAAGUCAUUGCUGCAAUUUCUAGCUUUGACAGCAAGUUUUUGCUGCGCUAGCAUAUUUGAACAAUAAUUGCAAGUUUUUUUUUUUUUUUUUUUGCUGCACUCCAUAUUUAAGCAAUGGCAGAUGGGGAUCAAAAGACCAGAUCUGGUACGACAGGGGGAGCAAACACAACCCUCAAACCCACAAAUCAGGAUUCACCCUACUAUCUCCAUCCAAGUGAUUAUCCAGGAAGGAUUCUUGUAACAACUUUGCUGAAUGGGGACAACUAUCAUACUUGGAGGAGAGCAAUGCAAAAUGCUCUUUAUGCCAAGAAUAAGAUUGGAUUAGUAGAUGGAACUCUUGAGAAGCCGGAGACAACCUCACCUCAAUACCAAGCAUGGAUGACGUGCAAUUCUAUGGUGCUCUCUUGGAUCCUUAACAUAGUCACUAAAGAGCUACAAGACAGUGUGGCUUAUGUAGAGACAACAAAAGAAAUUUGGAAUGAACUGCUGGAACGGUUUACUCAAGGGAAUGCAUCUCGUGUGCAUGAACUCAAACUCGAAUUAGCAACAUUGACACAGCAAACAAGCAUGUCACAAUCUGUUGAUCCUAAUCAAGUCACACUCCAGUCAGAUAACUUAGGUACUCUUUAUCCUCUUUCUAAUCACUUGUCAUACAAUUCCUUUUCCCCUAAUCACAAAGCUUAUUUAGCGGCCAUCACCUCCUUAGAUGAGCCAAAAACAUUUUCCCAGGCUGUCAAGAGUGAACAUUGGCGAGAAGCUAUGAGAAAGGAAAUAACUACUCUUGAGCAAAACGGAACUUGGACACUUGAAAGAUUACCUCUGGGCAAGCAGGCCAUAGACUCCAAAUGGGUCUAUAAAAUCAAGUACAAUCAAGAUGGAACAGUGGAACGGUAUAAGGCGAGACUUGUGGCAAAGGGCUUUACUCAAAUAGAAGGAUUGGACUAUCAUGAAACAUUUGCCCCUGUUGCCAACCAAAGAAAGUAUGCUCUAGACAUCCUAACAGAGACAGGGAUGAUUGGAGCCAAGCCAAGUCCAUUUCCUAUGGAGCAACACCACAGUUUAGCAAUUGCUUCAAGGCCCCUUGCUUCGGAUCCUUCACAGUACAGGCGAUUAGUGGGCAAACUUCUUUACUUAACCAUUACAAGACUAGAUUUGAGUUAUUCAAUUGGUAUAUUGAGUCAAUUCAUGCAAGAACCAAAGCAAGAACAUUUUGAUGCAGCCAUGAGAGUGCUCAGAUAUGUGAAGUCUUCUCCAGAUUGGGCUGGAUGUCAAGCCACAAGACAUUCCACAACCGGAUUCUUCGUUUGCCUUGGGAAUUCCCCUGUUUCAUGGAAAUCAAAGAAACAAGUCACAGUGUCUAGAUCAUCGGCUGAAGCGAAGUACUAAGCAAUAGCUGCCACUGCCAGUGAACUCAGUUGGUUAAAGACAUUACUAUGUGAUCUUCAAGUUUCUCACUCAAAGCCAAUGACACUUUACUGUGACAAUCGAGCAGCUCUGCAUAUUGCCAAUAAUCCUGUAUUCCAUGA